This is a messenger RNA of Diorhabda sublineata, 1789 nucleotides long. RefSeq names its product ankyrin-1-like. NCBI's taxonomy places the organism in Eukaryota, Metazoa, Arthropoda, Insecta, Coleoptera, Chrysomelidae. Gene Ontology annotation, molecular function: protein binding. The transcript has 2 exons. Bases 871 to 1560 code for a protein of 229 amino acids. Gene Ontology annotation, cellular component: nucleus; cytoplasm. The record is from RefSeq and is a predicted model, not a curated record.
CAUCUAAAACACACAAAAUAUAAUUUUAUUGGAAUAUUACAAGAUCUUCACGUAAAUAAAACAUCAUAUAUGGCUAUAAAGUAACGAGACUAAGGUUAGUGACUGUCAGCUGUUUAGCCUGAAGUCUACUAUUUCGAAUGCGAUGUCUACCGUUUCUGUAGACAAACCAGUGUAGCCGUGGCCUUCGUUUAUAUAGGGACUGUUUUUUUUGUUUUGCCGUAAAAAUAGAGUUACGGUUUGUUAUGAAAUUUCACAUCAAACUCGAAAAAACUGCAAUUGAAACUUAUAAUUUAUUGAAACAAGUAUAUGGUAAUGAAUAUCUGACACGUCCACGUGUUAUUGAGCGGUUUGGAUGUUUUCAAGAUGUCAAAGAUGAUUGACGUUCGAGUCGCACAUCCAUGUCAAAAACAUAGGUAACCUUGUUUCAUAUUUACGACUGAUAUCCAUUCAAGUUGGCGGAUCUAUAUAAGGCUCUGAACUUUAUAUUAUAAAAUUGAUUCAACUUUGGUUCAUUUAGCUAAAAUGUCUAUAAAAUACGUGGUUUGUGACUGUGUGGCUUUUGCUGAAAACGUCACGGACGCUAUUUUGUUUCUAUGUUUAAUUAUUGUAUCUUUAAAUAACUUCAUCGUUUUUGAGAUUCAUAUAUCCGGUACUUAUUCUGUGAUUCGAUAUAUAUUAAUAUAAUUAUAUUAUUCUGCAAAUAAUAGUAUGAAUACAAUAGACUAGACUAAUUGUUUGCAUCCAACUCUCGAUCUAUCCCAACCGAUGACGCGUACUAAAUGAUUACUAGUGAUCAUAGAAUAAGAUUGAUCUGUUGUCAUGGAUAUAUAACCUAACUUUGUCAACGAGAAUUUCAAACAAUAAUUCGUUAUGGUUUUAAUAUCGCUUAUUGGUAAAUUUCACAAUUUUUUUAUGUUUCACAUGUUCAAAUGGUGUAGUUCCUAUAUUUACAUGACCAUAUCAAUGUGGAUAUUUUUUGGAAUAGUUAUAUGUUAUUGUGUUGUCAUUUUUUUAAAGUUGACGAAUUACUACAAAAAUAAAAGAGACAUUUUGGAAAAAAUAUGCCAAAUGAUAAAAGAUAAGGACACUGUAAGGUGUGUAGAAUGUUUAGAACAAUAUCCCCAAAGUGUGAAUAUGUUUAAUAAAGAUGGAUAUACUCCUUUUUUGAUUGCGUGUGCAAAUGGAAACACUCAAAUUGUAAAAGUAAUGUUAAGAAAAGGUGCAGAUAUAAAACUGAAAUCAAAAUAUAAUGAAUCACCGUUUUACCUGGCUACAUUCUACUACAUCAAAUAUCCCCAUUUAAAAAAUGCUACUUGUCUUCGAGAACUCUAUUAUGCUGGUGCAAAUAUUGACGAACCAAACAACAAAGGUUUAACACCUCUACAAAUGGCGGCUAUGUUUGGACACACUUCUCUUGCCAAAUGGCUAUUAAGGAAACAUGCUUCUACUAAUGUAAUACCCGAUCCGUAUCUUAUAGCCAUUUCACAGGGACAUCAAGGAACGGCUAUUGCUAUUUGUAAAAUGUCAAAAGUGUAUGCUAUUGAUUAUGCAAUUGAAUGAUUUUUAUUAUAUAAAUAUGAGUCUGUAGAAACUGUACAAAAUUUUAUUUGAGACCCUUAAAUGGAAAUAAUCUGCAUAACAAAAAACUUUUUUUAUUUUUUUAUUUGUAAGUAAUUUUUGCUCUAAUUUCAAACAUAUCUUAAUUGUAAGAAUCAUAAUUAAAGUUAUGUCAUUUUUAACGCAUUUUAAUUUGUUAAAAUACAAAUAUUUAAUUUGAAACCCCGAUUUU